AUGAGCUUCGAGCGCGCGGGCGCCGGCUGGCGCUACGUGCGCGUGGGGCGCUGGCGCCACGGGGAGCUGCAGCUGCGCGGGGGCGCGGACGCGGCGUACCGGCGCGCGCGCGGCGUGCCGGCGGCGUGCUCGGCGCCGUGCGGCGCGGGGCAGUGGGCGCGCGCGGGGGAGGGGCGCGCGCGCUGCUGCUGGACGUGCGAAUCGUGCGCGCCGCUCGCCGUCACCGUGCCGCCACCGACGCCCGGCUGCCGGCUGUGUCCGACGGGGCACCGGCCCGACCAAGAUCGCACCAGAUGUUUGCCGUCGGAGGUGGAGUGGGGCGGCGGGGGCCGCGGGCCGCGCACCGUAGCCGCUGUGGCAGGCGUCUCCGGGCUGGCCGCGGUCGCCACGUGUGCGGUGACGUUCUGGCGCUACCGAGCGACGCCGGUCGUCAAGUCGGCGUCCCGCGAGCUGUGCGCGUUGCUGCUGUGCGCGGCGGCGGUGUGCCACGGCGCGGCGCUCGCUGCGGUCAUGCGCCCAGCUCCGCUGCCGUGCGCACUGGUGCGUCUGGCGGCUCCUGCUCUCGCAGGCGUGUACGCGGCUGUGCUGGCGAGGACAGUGCGAGUGGCCCGGCUGGUGGCGGCCUGCGAGCGGCGGCCAGCAUCUCGGCCGCGACUGCUGUCGUCGCGCGCACAGGUGUGCGCCUGGAUAGCACUAAGCGCGCCGGGUGCAUGCACCGCGGUGUGGAGCGCGGUGCACUGGCCGGCCUCACCGCGCCUGCUGCACCCGGGGCGCGCGCGCUCCGUGCUCGCGUGCGGCGGUGAGCACGCUGUGGCGCAACUGUCGCCGUUGGUGCCGGCGCUGGUGCUGCUGGCCACGUGCGUGGUGCUGGCUGUGCACACGCGCCACCUGCCGCACAACUUGAACGAGACUCGGUUCGUGGGCGCGGCAGCGUACGCGACGUGCGUCAUGUGGGUGGCGUUCGUGCCGCUGUACGCGGCGAGCGCGGCGCGCACGGCCACGCUGUGCGCGUGCGUGUCGCUGUCGGCGGGCGCGUGCGUGGCGCUGGCGCUGGGCCCGCGCGCCUGGGUGUGCGCGUGCCGGCCGGCGCGCAACACGCGCGCGCACUUCCUCACCGCCACCUCCAUCCGCUGCCACGUGGGCAAGUACCGCGCGGCGCGGGGGUCGGAGCGCAGGGAGGCGCGGCGCGACGCGGCCUACUAG
This is a messenger RNA of Helicoverpa zea (corn earworm), 1203 nucleotides long. RefSeq names its product metabotropic glutamate receptor 5-like. Bases 1 to 1203 code for a protein of 400 amino acids. The transcript has 3 exons. Gene Ontology annotation, cellular component: postsynaptic density membrane. The record is from RefSeq and is a predicted model, not a curated record. Gene Ontology annotation, molecular function: G protein-coupled receptor activity involved in regulation of postsynaptic membrane potential; adenylate cyclase inhibiting G protein-coupled glutamate receptor activity. NCBI's taxonomy places the organism in Eukaryota, Metazoa, Arthropoda, Insecta, Lepidoptera, Noctuidae. Gene Ontology annotation, biological process: G protein-coupled glutamate receptor signaling pathway; regulation of synaptic transmission, glutamatergic.